AUGGGUGUAGUUCUCCGAAACCUCCAGAAGGUGGUGCCCAUUCGCCGCGCCAGGCUCCGCAGAGACGUGGAUACCCUGAGGCACAUCCUGGGGGUGCAGAAGUUUGACCUGGGGGUGGUCUGUGUGGACAACCUCCGCAUUCAGCAAAUCAACAGGAUGUACCGGAAGAAGGACCUGCCCACGGACGUCCUGUCAUUCCCCUUCUAUGAGGACCUCAGACCCGGGACGCUGCCGAGUCCUUUGCACCGGGACGAGCUGAACCUCGGAGACAUUUUCCUCGGAGUCGAGUUUGUGAUGAAGCAAAGUCAAGAAGAGGCUUUAGAUUUCCACAGCGCGCUAACGACAGUCACGGCUCAUGGUAUCUGUCACCUUCUCGGGUAUCGGCACGAAACAGACGAAGAGUGGACCGAGAUGUCUCAGAGAGAGAACUACAUCGUGGAUGAGUUCUUCAGACUCACAGGACGCAGACUACAGCCGCUCAUGAGGAGGUGCAGCUCAUGA
Molecule: messenger RNA, 501 nt
Organism: Knipowitschia caucasica
Lineage: Eukaryota; Metazoa; Chordata; Actinopteri; Gobiiformes; Gobiidae
Source: the annotation of a GenBank genome assembly